UAUUCCGAUAUGUUUAUGUUUUGAUUGAGUUUGGUUCGAAUCUGAGUACACGUGCUGCUUAAAUGGAUUUUGCUCGUAAAAUCCUUGAAAAAUAUGGCUGGAAGGACGGUGACGGCCUUGGAAAAACAAACAGCGGUAUAUCGAAAGCUUUGCGAGCCAAUCUGAAAUUCGAUAAAUCUGGUUUUGGAGUUGAUCUUGCUGCCACGGAUUUUAAUAAUCAUUGGUGGGAAAGGGUCUUCAAUGAUGCUGCCAACAAUGUCGACAUCAAACAAGACGGGGAAUCAAUUACAGUGGAUUUGAAAAACGAGGCAGAUGGAGUAGAAAUAACCACAAAGGGCUAUUCUGUUAAAAAGCUAAAAAAAGCAAAGGGAAAUUCUGAAUCGUACAAUAAUUUCAUACAGUCCGCCACUCUGACAAGUCGUGGUGCAGAAAUCGAAAAAGACAAUCGCCCAGAAGCCAGUGAAAUUGAAAUUCCCAUGGUAAACGUUUUAACGGAUGAGGAAUUGUUUAAAGCUUGUGGUGGUAGAACUGCCCAUAAAGGCGCCAGACAUGGUCUGAAAUUAAGUGGGAAAUUGGCAAGAAUAGAACAACAGGAAAAAGAGCUUUUAGCUAAAAUGAUGGCGGCCAAAAGCAGCAAGGUUGAGGAAGGAUUUUCAACAGAUGACAAGAAGAAUAAAACACCUAAAUUGGAGGUAACAAAUGCUACAGAUGAUGAAUUGCCAGAGAAACAAGAAAAGAAAAAGAAGAAACGUAAACAGAAAAAUGAAAAAGAAAGUAUGGAUUUUGGCACGAUAACAGAAGAUACUCCACCCAAGCCCAAAAAGAAGAAAAAACAUAAAUUAGAAAACCCGGGAGAAGAUAUUGAAAAUAUCAGUGUAUCUGCGGAACCUGAAGUUAUCUCUUCAGAGAAUCCCAAAAAGAGAAAGAAGCAUAAGGAAGGCAGCGAUGAAAAUCCUACAGAAAUUGAAGUGAAACACAAAAAGAAGAAGAAACACAAGGAAGUUGAUGCCAUCGAAGAUACGGGCACUCUGGAAUUACAGGCAGAUAAUAUGUAUAAAGCUGAAGAACAAGAAGAUACUGAGAUCUCUGCCGAAAAACUUGUUUCUAAAAAGAAAAAAAGUAAAAAGAAGUCGAAAAUAUGUGAAGAAUAGUAAAUAAAUUAAAAAUAAAUCGUAGAAAA
Messenger RNA from Musca domestica (house fly), 1180 nucleotides. RefSeq names its product G patch domain-containing protein 4. Gene Ontology annotation, cellular component: nucleolus. The record is from RefSeq and is a predicted model, not a curated record. Gene Ontology annotation, molecular function: nucleic acid binding. Bases 63 to 1151 code for a protein of 362 amino acids. NCBI's taxonomy places the organism in Eukaryota, Metazoa, Arthropoda, Insecta, Diptera, Muscidae. Gene Ontology annotation, biological process: regulation of ribosome biogenesis. The transcript has a single exon.